This is a messenger RNA of Aricia agestis (brown argus), 1431 nucleotides long. Its product is annotated as zinc finger protein 492-like. Lineage: Eukaryota; Metazoa; Arthropoda; Insecta; Lepidoptera; Lycaenidae. Gene Ontology annotation, biological process: regulation of transcription by RNA polymerase II. Bases 36 to 1361 code for a protein of 441 amino acids. The record is from RefSeq and is a predicted model, not a curated record. Gene Ontology annotation, molecular function: RNA polymerase II cis-regulatory region sequence-specific DNA binding; DNA-binding transcription activator activity, RNA polymerase II-specific; zinc ion binding. The transcript has 5 exons. Gene Ontology annotation, cellular component: nucleus.
ACCAAAAAAUUUGCGGAUUGAUUUUUGUCCUAAAAAUGAGUCAAGGAAAAUGUUUAGUGUGUUUUUCUAAUACAAAAGUGAUAAAUAUUAAAUCUACUCACUUGCAAAAUGUGUACGAACAGUUAUCAGGCAAUGCGAUACAAGCCGAAUCGCACCUACUGUGCUACAUUUGUUAUGCAAAGCUACAUCAGUGUGAACAGCUGUUGAAGCAAAUACAGAAACAUGAUAAUGAAAAUCAGGCUCAAGUGGACCAACUUGUGCAUCUUGAUAUCUUCAACACUAACAGGUGGUCGCUGCCCGAUGAAACGGAAGAGAUAGAAGUAUGUCCGGACAUUUGGAAAGAAUUAGUAAAAGAUGAACAUGGUGGGAAUUGUUCGGAGCCGCGUCAGAAUGAGACAAUAUUUAGGAUGGAACAUUUCCUUACAGAGAGAUCAGAGUUCAUGGAUCCUAGUCAUUAUGAUGAGACGACUGGAGAACUAAUCGAACACCAGCAAUCAUCCACGGAGCCGGAUAGACCGUAUCACUGCGAAGUCUGCAACAAACGGUUCACCCAAGUCUGCCACCUCAAACGGCACAGAAUCACACACCUAGGCUUCAAACCGUACAACUGUUACAUAUGCGGAAAAAACUUCAGCAGAUUAGACUGUUUGAGAACUCACAUACUGUUGCACUCAAACGAGAGGCCGUACGCUUGUGACGUGUGUGGCAAAACGUUCCCAACGCUCGACUACCUGAGGUCACACAAAAGGAUACACAGUGAACACCGAAGCUUCGCCUGUGACGUCUGUCAGAAAAUAUUCUCUCACAUCAAGUCUUUUCAACGUCACAAGCAUUCCCACACCAACGGUAAAGCCUACAUAUGUGAUGUCUGCGACAAGAGUUUCACACAAUUCAGCCAUUUAAAAACUCACAAGUUGAUCCACAACGGUGACAGACCGUACGGCUGUGACAUAUGUGUGAAGAGAUUCACUCAACUCAGCACACUCAAGCGACACAAACUCACACAUACGGGUGGAAAGUUGUUCAUAUGUGACAUAUGUAAUAAAACGUUCACUAUGAUGGCCAACCUCAAAACUCAUAAGCUCCUUCACACCGGUGAUAAACCAUACACCUGUGAUAUAUGUCAGAAGAAGUUUACACAGUGCGGCAACCUAAAGACUCAUAAGUUAACACAUACGGGUGAUAAACCGUACAGCUGUGAUGUUUGUGGUAAAAAGUUCACGAGGUACAGGAGUGUGAAGCAACAUAAGUUGCACUGUGGACCGUCGGCGUCUCUCCUACCGGAUAUUGAACCUGUGAAGGAAGUUGAAGCCGUGCACAUUAAGAUGGAACCGUGUGACAUGGAGGAGGAGCUAGAGUAACGUCUCGGGUAUUGUUGCAUGUUGGAUCUUAAGCCCCAAUUUCACCAACGACUGUUAAAGUUAACGCCGG